Messenger RNA from Aspergillus piperis CBS 112811, 2678 nucleotides. RefSeq lists its product as uncharacterized. Gene Ontology annotation, cellular component: plasma membrane. The transcript is spliced from 2 exons. Gene Ontology annotation, biological process: transmembrane transport. The record is from RefSeq and is a predicted model, not a curated record. NCBI's taxonomy places the organism in Eukaryota, Fungi, Ascomycota, Eurotiomycetes, Eurotiales, Aspergillaceae. Gene Ontology annotation, molecular function: transmembrane transporter activity. The coding region runs from base 182 to 2449 and encodes 755 amino acids.
AUGUAGUCCUUCGAUUCCCACUGAAUUUCAACUGCAUCGGGUUUAUACCGCUCACACCGCUUCGUCUGCUAUAAGCUGGACAAUCAGUGAUUUGAAUAUAAGAAGGUUUAGCGGCUCAUUGGUCAAGGGUCGGGUCAAGGUGUCAAGAAGACGAAAACAAAGAUAGAGAACCAGGUCCGACAUGUUCUCCGAAUAUGCCUCCCGUUUUCUCGCACAGUCCCAGUCACGGGUCGUGAACCAUCCAGAAGAACCCCGAAGAAAGGGGCAUGAACGUCUCUUGCAACAACCUCGAAAUUCUCUUUUGCCCUCUUCGCGCUCUUUCUUCCACAGGAAUGCGGCCGACCCAUACCAACCUGCCGGUUCUCAACUAUCAGGCUUCCCGUUUGGUUCAAGGGUUGUGUCUCAACCUGCGCCUCUCUUCUACAGCGCUACCGAUGAAUUCCGAGAGGAGGAUGAUGAGGUUGAGCAUGAGCGAGAGAUUGCUGACUUCUAUGCCUUACAAAAAUCUCGGCGCCAAUUUGGGAGCAGCUACCUUAGGGAGUCUUCAGAAAUUGGCGACGAUAACGAAUCUGCCAGCUCGAAGGAACAACAGCCCCCUUAUACUAGGGGGAAGGGCAUUUGGAGCUCCUGGCGCGACGCCGAAACUAGUGACAGAGCGCAAGAUUCGCGUGUUGAGUACGACGGGGAGCCAAACGGAAUGGAGGAGUCUAUUCACACAGAGCGAAGUAGAAGCAGGCUCAGGGGGAAAUUAGUUGACGUUCACCUGGAAGAUACACUGGCAUCCGAUGUUGGCCGCGACCGGGCUGACUCUCCCGAAUUUGGUGAUGAUAAACCGCCUUCCGUUCAACGGUUUCGAGAGCAGCCACAGUCACGAACGGGCAAUCUCGGACUAGACUCAGAUCUCCUUCCUAUAGAUUCAGAUAACGCAGUAGUGCCAGAAACAUCCCAACCGCCAGGCACGUCACGGCCAUAUCGAACGUCGACCCCACCGGUAGGCGCUAGCUCUCCAGCUCAUGAUGGCUUUUGGGGUCACUUGUUUCUCAUAUCCGUGGCCUCUCUCUUCGCUACGUCAUUUCUUAUCUACCUUCACACUUCACCUCCUUCCGGUGACAAGUCGAAAUGGGGUGACACUGUCUACUUGACCAUCCACAGUUCAUUUUACCUGCUGGGUACCUAUACCAUCGUGUCGAUAUCUAUAUCUCUGCUUUGGCUGGCACUAUUACGCUCCUAUGUACGUCCAUUGGUUUACGCUAUCCUCGUCGCCGUUCCCAUAAUACUGUAUUCCUUCUUUCUCUACCCCUUUAUCUCGAGCUUUGGGGGUGUCUGGCACGGAUCAAGUGUUCAGGACAAAGUCAUGAGAUGCGGGUCUAUUAUUCCCUUUAUUUUGGCCAGCGCAUGGAUUUACAACGUCGUUCGAGGCCGCCGCGCUAUAGGAAGGGCCGUCGACAUACUUGAGUUUGCAUGCCGCAUCCUCGCCGUGAAUCCAGAGCUUCUAGCUUUGGGGCUCGGUGCCCUCAUUCUCAUUGUCUUAUGGACCUGGUUAUGGAUGCUCAUGUUUACGCGAGUGUUUUUGGAAGGCCAUAUUUCUCGGUCCAGCCUUUUCGUUGUCGAUUCAAGCAGCUGGUGCUUAGGAAUCUACUAUGUGCUCGUUUACGCAUGGUCACUGGGAGUCAUCGCUGGUAUUCGACGUACAGUCACAGCUGCCGCGGUGAGUCAAUGGUAUUUUCAUCGCUUUACGACGCCAGCGCCGACCUCCAGGCAAAUAGUCCAAGCCGCAACUCUGCACUCCGCUACAACCCUUUUUGGUACAAUUUGCCUAUCGAGCCUCCUGGCUCUAAUGAUCCGCGUCCCGCUUUUGUUGCUUCCCGGUCGUAUCGCGUCACUUUUGAGUUUCUGCGCCUAUUCCUUUGUACCAACUCCUAUAACUGCCCUCACGGACCCUCUAACCCUCACCUAUGCGUCUAUUCAUUCCCAGCCGCUUACAGUGUCCGCUCGUGGUCUGGUGCAGAUGACAAACCUGACGCCCUCCAUAGCGACGACUUCUCUACACCCACGGUCGUUCUCUUGGUCUCGUGGGCAUUCUGCAACUCUUCUCCCUUAUCGACUUUCCAAGCUCAUUCUGCAUGCGGCCCGUCUCAUGAUGUCUCUUGCGCUUGGGUUUGGUGGCUGGGUGAGCACUGCUCGGAGCCUAAGUGUGAUGAGUACCAACGGUUCAAUCCGCGGAAGCAUGUAUGCCUACAUGGUCGGGAUCAUUGCUGGGACGAUCGGUUGGAGUGUGCUGGGAGCAAUUGAAGGUGUAAUUGCAGAUACUGUCGAUGCAUCAAUCAUUUGUUGGAGUAGCGAAGUUGGAGCCUACGGCCGGGAGGCAAGGUACUGCCGAGAAGCUGGCUGGCUCUUCGGCCAAGAGCCUGGGUCUGUUUCCAGGAAUACGCGCUUUGAGGAUCCAUGAGCUAUCACUUGGUAGGUAUACCUGUGCGACCAUGAAAGGAAUGUCAGAUUCUCAUUGAGAGGACAUCUACGGCUUAGUAAUUACCGCACUGUCAAUCCUGAGCUCGAAAAGGAUUUUCGAAUAUCUGGUGAUGGCGGUAUUGCGCUUCGGGGGGAGGGGGGGUUUGAGAGGCUUCGGCUUAGCGAUUGUGUUUAUUCUUUAUCACUAUGUCUGCGGGAGACAUCUGCUG